ACAGUUUAGUGAGGAGGGGCUCAACUCUGUCUUCUCCACUGGAAGUGGCAGAUGGAGACGCGUUGUGAGUCCUAGCUUUUAACUGGGAAUUUUUGAAUCCCUCUUUUGUUGCAUUGCUGGACAAAACAAGAUUUUUCUCUGUUGUGGAAGUUGAUCUCUGAAACAGAAGACAGUUUCAAUGGUGAGCCAGGGUGGAAUACGGAUGGAACGAGGUUAUAUUUUUGGAUUCUGUUGCCUGGUUCUGUUGGAUCCAGGACAGGUUUGGACUGGAUCUCCCAAGACCCAGAAACCUGGGUUGGAAAUGCAGAUGCAGAUGAAUGGCAAUACCAGCUCGGUUCCUACCUCAGAGGACGCCACUAUGAACCCCACGGAGGCCAUUCCUGGGGGUGAUCAGUGCCGUGGUUACUAUGAUGUUAUGGGUCAGUGGGAUCCUCCAUUUAAUUGCAAUUCAGGGGUCUACAAGUUCUGCUGUGGGACCUGUGGGUACCGAUUCUGCUGCCAGUUCACAACUGGGCGACUGGACCAAAGUGGCUGUUCCAAUUACGGCACACCACAGUGGAUCAGCAUAGACCAACCACCACCACAUCGAGUGGAUGAGUCCCCUGAGAAUCCAACCAGGGACAAGACCAACAUGAUUGUAUACAUUAUAUGUGGUGUGGUGGCCAUCAUGGUACUGGUGGGCAUCUUCACCAGGUUGGGGCUGGAGAAAUCACAGAGCCCUCAGGCAGAGAUGACCAUAUCCAGAACACUCACCGAUCUGCUGAAGCAGCCAGGUCAUGGCACAUCUGAUCUCUUGCCUGAUGGCCACAUUGGCAGUGUGCAGGUCCAGAUUGGCGAUGGGCUUUCUCGGGGAUCUCCCAGGAAUAGCAAAGACAAGAAUCAUCUGAACAAUGCUGUGGUUAACCCCGCCACUGCCCCACAGAUUGGACUGCCGCAUUCACACAACAACUGGUUGCAAAUGGCCAGCACUAUGCCACAGAAGGCACCUGACUAUGCCAAAUACGCGACUCUCAAGGCUGUAGAAAGUGCUCCUGAAGAAUUCUACAAGCACUUUCCCAUGGUGGACAUGCCACCGGCAGGCACUCUGUCCUUCCCUCCGUUGACGCUACAUCAGAAAGACAUCCCACCUCUCCAAGACGGCUGUGCCAUGAUCGGCUUGGCAACACCAGGGCAGAAGGCCAAAGUGAUGAAAACCAAUGCUCACACUCUAGCGGGCAGCCCAGCCUUCAAAGGUGGCUGGGAGCACAGCCAUCCCGACCAUCGGAGACAGGCCUACACCACCAAGCGUCAGUUCAGUGUUGAGAAGCUGCCUGAAGCGUUCAACCAGACACCUACCCACUAUGGCCAGCAACAACGACCCUUUACCACCAACAGCAAGACUGAGGUCACUGUCUAGAACAGAGCUGCUUUUUGUUCUUGCAUUUCCCCCGUUACUUUGAAAUAAUCUAGCAGCCUGGGAGGUGGGGACAUUCUUGCCAAACUAGAACACCUGUUGUUGACAUAUCAGAGUAAUUCCCCACUGGCACCGCUAGGUUUUGUGAGGGAGCAAGGGAAAGUGUAAAGAAAAGAGUGGCCAG
Molecule: messenger RNA, 1577 nt
Organism: Euleptes europaea (tarantolino)
Lineage: Eukaryota; Metazoa; Chordata; Lepidosauria; Squamata; Sphaerodactylidae
Gene: SHISA8
Product: shisa family member 8
Exons: 4
Coding region: 179-1396 (405 amino acids)
Biological process (GO): regulation of AMPA receptor activity; regulation of short-term neuronal synaptic plasticity
Cellular component (GO): dendritic spine membrane; postsynaptic density; AMPA glutamate receptor complex
Source: RefSeq, a predicted model, not a curated record